AUGCCAUACAUUUUCACUCAAUUUUUCCUGCACCUCGUCAUUUUUCUUGGAUCAACGAAUUCUUACCAGCUCGAUCGUGAUGACGAUGAUUUGAACCUCGACUCGACGGAACCGCCAAAAACUUGCGUGCAGAAAUCGAAAAAACGAGGAAAAGGCAAGCAAACAUCGACGAAAGCGACAAACCACUAUUCGAAGCCAAAGCAGAAAAAGAAGGACAGAAAGAAGGUGAAUCCAAGACGAAAAUCAAGUAAAAGCUAUCUUUUCUGGAUUGCGUGCGUCGUAUUGACCGUGUGUCAAGUGAUACUUUGUGUGUUGUUGUUGGCAUCACUUGGAAUCGCAGCCCUGUCCAUCGUGUGUAUUUUAAACACU
Mesorhabditis belari is the source of this 369-nucleotide messenger RNA. The record is from the annotation of a GenBank genome assembly. NCBI's taxonomy places the organism in Eukaryota, Metazoa, Nematoda, Chromadorea, Rhabditida, Rhabditidae.